Vitrella brassicaformis is the source of this 2956-nucleotide messenger RNA. The record is from the annotation of a GenBank genome assembly. NCBI's taxonomy places the organism in Eukaryota, Vitrellaceae.
GGAGAGCCCCGAUGAGUGAGGAUUUCAGCGCGAGGAGCGACCUGCCAGCGCUUCCGAGUCACUUGGCUGUUCUCCUGAGAGAUUCCAUUCAGCAAUUGCUCAAGCAAGGCGAGAGCCUUAUAGGCGAGUGGGAGAGGUGGCGGGAGCUCGUUGAGCAUGGGGGCGGUCAUGACGAGAGAUAUCGCAGCAUGGAGGGCUUCGUCAAGACCGAAAAGGUGAGGUGAGAGAGAAAGCGCCGCUUAUUCUUCCGUUGACGCCAUUGAUUUCACACUGGUUGGCGGGGCCAUGGGUGGCAUGGUUUCUCUGUCGUGCUUGCAGCUUCUGGACCACAUUCAUCACCGGCUCCUGCGGCUCCAAUCGCAGUACCGGGACGUCCCAUCAGAUGCCCCAGGGCCUCCCCCCUCCCCCCGCUCAUUCGACACUGCCAUUCGGCAACUCGUCAAUCGCAUGGACAGGCUAGCAGCCAGCAGACGGCGUUGGGAUCAACACACACAGACGCUUUACGAAACAUGCCGCCCAACAGCGUCACCGGGCAUUGCCAUGCCGUCCCUGCUCCUCCACUUGCCAUCCGGGACGGAAGGAAACGAGCUGGCCGCCUCUGAAGCGGCUGGUUCUUCUGUUGUGCCGGUGCGCAGGGUGCCGUCUGGUCAGAUAGAGGGGGUGCUGGACGAGCUGAGGGCCACCAUCCGGACGAGAGGCCAGGAGCUGGAGCGCAUCAGGGCCGCCAGCCAGUCCAGGCCAAGACAGCCGUUCGCAGAGGUGCCGAAGGGGGUUGCCGCCCGGGCCGCGGCACCACGACCACGACAACCGGACGAGGGCAACGUCUUCCGCUUUGAGGGCAACUAUCAGGGUUCGGAGGAGGACCUUCACUUACCGGCAAGAAUGCAGAUGCAGAGGGCCCCGUCUCCUCGCAUCGCCGCUCCUGGGCCAAAAAAAGGAGGGAGACAAGAGCCCGUGUCUCCCACGAGAAGCCCACGGCAGAGGGCAGCAGGGGAGGAGACCAAAGCGCCUGUCGGCAAGAGGAUAUCAGGUCGCCGCAGGAGCACCAUCAGCCCAGUGGUGGCCCGCAUGAGGCUUGCAGAACAAAGGGAGGCGGAAGGGCGGCCUCUGUCACGUCAACAGGGGGCCAGGCGCCUGUCAGCAGAUGCACCCAGGGGAUCGGCUACCCCAAGGCCUGCAGCAGAGCUCAUUCCUGAAUCGGCUCGUCCGGAAGGAGGCCCCCCGACGUUCAGGGACCAGCUGCGGUAUCGGCGCAUUCUGUCGCCUGAGCUGAACCUCACCCCUGGCCGAGAGUCGGCAGGUACUGGUGCUCCGGCCAGGGCUGCAGCUGCAGCUGGAGAGCCGCCAGAGGGGAGGAAGAAGACAGAGGCGCCGAAACAAAGGGAUGAGAGAAGGGAGGCCGCCAUAUGUGCCAGCAAGGGAGUGCAGGCUGACCUGAAAGGGGAGAGGGAGCGGUCGCUGCGAGACAUGGCUGCCGGCAACGGGAGGGUAAGAGCGGACAACGGCCACCGGCCCAUUGAGGGCGGCGCUGAUGGUGAAAGCGAGCAGGAGAAGCAGGCCAAGCUCAAUGAGGACCUCACCAUGUCCGUAUGCUGACAAAGCACACACACAUCGACUCGUUCGACCCAUCAGUCAGGUGUGUCACUGUUUGUGCGCUGCCAGUAUCCGUAACGAUGUCACGGAGAUCCAGCAGACCACAAGAGACGUGUUGGCCGUCAUGAGCGGCCGAGAGGGGACAGGGGCGAGACACCGUCGGCCUGAUGGUGAGGUUGCGAGAGGCCCGCCGUCUGAGACCAAUGGGUGGGAGAGCAGCAUGCGGGAGCUGAGGGAGGCCAAUCGGAGGAUCAAGGACAGAGUCGCUGACAUGCUCCAGAUGAAGGCAAACACACACACACACACACACAGGGCACACGUGCAUGUAUGUCUCGAAUCCGUGGGUGUGCUUCUGUGUGAUUGUCUGUAUCAUGUCUCUCAGGAGGACAUUCUCGUGUCCUCAGCCCCCUCCAUUGACCGCUCCGUCAGCCAGGAGAUCCGCAGGGCGCCCUCCCCACCGCCAGUGAUCAUCACAGGCCCCCACAUCCGCCUCCCCCGCCAGCCUCUCCCCUUCCAACGGGCCCCCUCACCUUUGGUCCUCUCCGCCACCCGUCCCCGACCCCCCAGCCCACCAAGCCCCCUCCGAGUGCGCCCCCCACGGCAUUACUACCCACCUCUCGGGCCGCAGCUGAGCCCACCGACCACUUAUCGGGCGGUUGUGACCCCUAGAGCACCAUUUUGGGCGGCGAGGGUGCGAAGUGUCUCGGAGGAGGAAGUUCAUCACAUUCCGGAAAGGAGGCCGGUCAGCCCCUGCUGCGCGAGGCCGAGCCCGUGCCGUGCGCCAGAGGGAGAGGAGCCUGCAUUGGCUGGUGACGGUGUUGGUUCUGGCGUGGUGCGGGCACUUCAUCGCAGCCCUGGUAUGCGCCAGCUGCCUGUGCAUGACCGUUUGCUGCUGCUGGGUGGAGAGGGUAGUGAGAGGGUUGUGGAGGUGGGGCCGGCCAGCCGAGUGCAGGUCAUCCCUGUGAGGCAAUCGGUGGUGAUGUUCUGAUGCCUACCUACAGAUCAGCUCGAUGUGUGUCCUGUACAUGUGGAGAGGAAGAGAGACCGGCGGACUGACUGCAUGAUAUGUUCCAUCUCACAUUUGGGCGUUCGUCACUGAGGCAUUCUCGUUUGCUUCUGCCGCUGUUUUUCUUUCAUCCUGUGCCUGUGUAUGUGUGUGUGUGUAUGUGUAUGUGUGUGUGUGUGUAUUCGUUUGCUCGUUCCUUGCUUACUGCGUGUGCACGACAUGACAUGACAUUACACCAUAUAUGUAGAUAUCUAGGACCUUUGUUCGCUUCCAUGGCCCGAGACGGACGCGCGACUGCAUGCCAUGCCGGCGAAAAUCCCCACCGGCCGGGGCACGGCAUGAUUGAAUGAAUCGUAU